Molecule: messenger RNA, 3972 nt
Organism: Globicephala melas (long-finned pilot whale)
Lineage: Eukaryota; Metazoa; Chordata; Mammalia; Artiodactyla; Delphinidae
Product: erythropoietin receptor
Biological process (GO): Ras protein signal transduction; cytokine-mediated signaling pathway; positive regulation of GTPase activity
Cellular component (GO): plasma membrane; external side of plasma membrane
Molecular function (GO): guanyl-nucleotide exchange factor activity; erythropoietin receptor activity; protein binding
Source: RefSeq, a predicted model, not a curated record
CCGGCCACUGCUCCCCGACCGGCCCUUCCGCCUCACUCAGCCGCGCGGCAGAGCGGGACGGGAGCGGACCAUGGAGCGGACGACGAGCAAGGAGCUCGCCCUGGCGCCGCUGCAGGACUGGGGCGAGGAGACCGAGGACGGCGCGGUGUACAGUGUCUCCCUGCGGCGGCAGCGCAGUCGGCGCUUGAGUCCGGGAGCAGGGCCUCGGGGCACCCAGGCCCCCAGCCCCGGUGCCGACACCUUCCUCCAUUACCGCACCAGCAAGGUGCGGGCGCUGAGGGCAGCGCGGCUGGAGCGGCUGGUGCGGGAGUUGGUGUCUGGAGACCGCGAGCAGGACCCAGGCUUCGUGCCUGCCUUCCUGGCCACCCACCGGGCCUUUGUGCCCACUGCCCGCGUGCUGGACCUUCUCCUGCCACCGCCGCCGCCGCCCCUGCCGCCGGGGGUAGAGAUCAAGAAGACAGAGGGAAGAGAUCUGACCUUCAACAACAACCUGAGGGCUGUGGUGUCAGUGCUGGGCUCCUGGCUGCGGGACUACCCUCAGGAUUUCUGGGAUCCCCCUGCCCACUCGGACCUAGGCAGUGUUUGCACCUUUCUGGGCUGGGCAGCCCCAUCAGGGGCUGAGGCCCGGGAGGCAGAAAAGCUGCUGGGAGAUUUCCUGAAGAAUGCUGAGCCACAGCAGGAAGAAGAGGAGCGGUCCCAGACACGGGCAGGACAUCCAGGGGUUGCCCAGAUACCCCGUCCAGACUCCCCGGUAGGCUGCUUGGAAGAGGUGGAAGGACUCGUGCGGGAAGGUCCUGAGCUCCUGGACUUCAGUGUAGACGACGUGGCCGAGCAGCUGACCCUGAUGGAUGCGGAGCUCUUCUCGCGCGUGCGGCCCUUCGAGUGCCUGGGCUCCGUGUGGUCGCAGCGGGACCGGCCGGAGGCCACAGGCACCGCCUCCACUGUGCGCGCCACUGUGACCCAGUUCAACACGGUGACCGGCUGCGUGCUGGGCUCGGUGCUCGGGUCGCCGGGCCUGGCCGCCCCGCAGAGGGCGCAGCGGCUGGAGAAGUGGAUCCGCAUCGCGCAGCGCUGCCGGGAACUGCGGAACUUCUCCUCCCUGCGCGCCAUCCUGUCCGCCCUGCAGUCUAACCCCAUCUACCGGCUCAAGCGCAGCUGGGGUGCCCUGAGCCGGGAACCGUUAUCCACUUUCAGGAAACUUUCGCAGAUUUUUUCCGAUGAGAACAAUCACCUCAGCAGCAGAGAGAUUCUCUCCCAGGAGGAGGCUACCGAGGAGAAUGCCCCCCCAGGAAGCCUGCCCUCAAAACUGCCCCCAGGCCCCAUCCCCUACCUUGGCACCUUUCUCACGGACCUGGUUAUGCUGGAUACAGCCCUGCCGGACAUGCUGGAGGGGGAUCUCAUCAACUUUGAGAAGAGGAGGAAGGAGUGGGAGAUCCUGGCCCACAUCCAGCAGCUGCAGAGGCGCUGUCAGAGCUACUGCCUGAGCUCCCACCUGCCCAUCCUGGCUGCCCUGCGCACCCAGCGCCAGCUCAGCGAGGAGCAGAGCUACCACAUCUCCCGGGUCAUUGAGCCACCGGCCGCCUCCUGCCCCAGCUCCCCACGCGUCCGGCGGCGAAUCAGCCUCACCAAGCGCCUCAGCGCGAAGCUGUCCCGAGAGAGAGGCUCAUCCCCUGGUGGGAGUCCCAGGGAUCCCUCAUCCUCCACCUCCAGUCUGUCCCCAGCGUCCCCCCCAUCCAGUCCUAGAACGAGGGACCCUCCUCCCGGCAGUCCUCCGGCGUCUCCAGGGCCCCAGGGCCCCAGCACCAAGCCGCCACUGAGCCCAGACCUACCAGGCCCCCGGACCCUGGCCUUGCCCUUGAGUGGCCCUCACAUCUCCCUCCCGGGGCAACAGGGCUCAGAGGCCUGCGUCGUCCGAGUCAGCAUCGACAAUGACCAUGGAAAUCUGUAUCGGAGCAUCCUGCUCACUAGUCAGGACAAGGCCCCCAGCGUGGUGCAGCGAGCCUUGGAAAAGCACAAUGUGGCUCAGCCCUGGGCCCAGGACUAUCAGCUCUUCCAAGCCCUUCCUGGGGACAGGGGCGGAUUCUUAACCACUGCGCCACCAGGGAGCUCCCUGGCUAAUCUGAGGCAGGCUGCCGCAAUGAGGGGCUGCAUCAUGUAUCAUCUCGGGGCACCCCUCUGGCCUGGAGUUGGCUUCCUCUGUCUCCUACUCGCUGGGGCAACCUGGGCUCCCCCACCCAACCCACCGGAUCCCAAGUUUGAAAGGAAAGCGGCCCUGCUGACAGCCCGCGAGCCUGAAGAGUUUCUGUGCUUCACCGAGAGGUUGGAGGAUUUGGUGUGUUUCUGGGAGGAAGCGGCAAGCGCCGGGGUCGGCCCGGACAACUACAGCUUCUCCUACCAGCUCGAGGGUGAGCCGUGGAAGCCGUGCCGCCUGCAUCAGGCGCCCACCACCCGUGGCUUGGUGCGUUUCUGGUGCUCGCUGCCUACAGCCGACACGUCGAGCUUCGUGCCCCUAGAGCUGCGCGUCACUGCGGCCUCCUCGGGCUCUUCACGCUACCGCCGUAUCAUCCACAUCAACGAAGUGGUGCUCCUAGACCCUCCCGCUGGGCUGCUGGCGCGGCGGGCAGACGAGGGCGGCCAUGUGGUACUGCGCUGGCUCCCACCGCCUGGGGCACCCAUGGCAAGCCUCAUUCGCUAUGAGAUGAACAUCUCGGCAGAGAACGCCGCUGGUGGCGCGCAGAGGGUGGAGAUCCUCGACGGCCGCACUGAGUGCGUGCUGAGCAACCUGCGGGGCGGAACGCGCUACACCUUCAAGGUACGCGCGCGUAUGGCCGAGCCGAGCUUCGGUGGCUUCUGGAGCGCCUGGUCCGAGCCUGUGUCGCUGCUGACGGCUAGUGACUUGGACCCCCUCAUCCUGACGCUCUCCCUCGUCCUCGUGCUCAUUCUGCUGCUGCUGGCCGUGCUAACCCUGCUCUCCCACCGCCGGACUCUGAAGCAGAAGAUAUGGCCUGGCAUCCCAAGCCCCGAGAGCGAGUUUGAGGGCCUCUUCACCACCCACAAGGGUAACUUCCAGCUGUGGCUGUACCAAACUGAUGGCUGUCUGUGGUGGAGCCCCUGCACCCCCUUCACAGAGGACCCACCUGCCCCCCUGGAGGUCCUCUCUGAGCGCUGCUGGGGGGUGACACAGGCAGUGGAGCCAGGGGCAGAGGAUGAGGGGCCCCUGUUGGAGCCGGUGGGCAGCGAGCAUGCCCAAGACAGCUACCUGGUGCUGGACAAGUGGUUGCUGCCCCGGAGCCCACCCAGCGAGGACCUCCCACAGCCUGGUGGCGAUUUGGACAUAGCAGCCAUGGAUGAAGCCUCGGAAGCGUUCUCCUGCUCAUCCGCUUUGGCCCUGAAGCCUGUGCCAGAGGGGGCCUCGGCUGCCAGCUUUGAGUACACCAUCCUGGAUCCCAGCUCCCAGCUCUUGCGCCCGAGGGCACUUCCCCCUGAGUUGCCCCCUACCCCACCCCACCUAAAGUACCUCUACCUCGUGGUGUCUGACUCUGGCAUCUCAACUGACUACAGCUCUGGGGGUUCCCAGGAAGCCCAGAGGGGCUCAUCCAAUGGCCCCUACUCCAACCCUUAUGAGAACAGCCUCAUCCCAGCCCCCGAGCCUUCACCCCCGAGCUACGUGGCCUGCUCCUAGGACUCCAGCCCUCAGAUGCACGGGGACCCAGAAUGACCUCAAGUGCUACUCCAGGCCCAAGAUUUAUCCGACAGGGUCAGUGAGGCCUGCUGACCUUGGCUUUCUGCUCAAUUCAUCCUGGUCAGAAAGUCACAACCUUGCAGUAUUUUUACAUGUACAGUCUUUUGUGUAGAUAUAUAAAUAUAUAUAAGUUUUCUGUCACGGCUUCUAUAAAUACCUCUAAGCCCCAUCUUUUCCCUGGGCCCAGGCCAUAGGAGAAGCAGGAAAAGGCCUUGAGUUCAGUCUGAAAU